Molecule: messenger RNA, 4533 nt
Organism: Rosa rugosa (rugosa rose)
Lineage: Eukaryota; Viridiplantae; Streptophyta; Magnoliopsida; Rosales; Rosaceae
Exons: 2
Coding region: 502-1713 (403 amino acids)
Source: RefSeq, a predicted model, not a curated record
UGCUGACACGUCAGCCUACCCUAUCCCUUCUUGUAUCUUGACCAAAAACGACAGCCCCAUAUUUAAUCCUCCUCCUCACAAUUAAAAGGGAGAGGGUUCAUACCCCGGAGAGAGGGCCGCACCACCAAACAGAGCAGCAGCCCUUUGGGCUGCUCUCUUUCCCUUCCUUCUCCAUUUUUUCUCUCCUCACCAAGAAUCACAACAUACCUCACCAAAAUUCCACCUCCUCACCAAGAUUUCUUCUCCUCACUAAGAUCCACCUCACUAAGAUUCAUUCUUUUCAUCUUUUCUUCACCUCACCAAGAUCCACACUUCCUCACUAAGGGGAAGCACUUAAAGCAUAAGGGGUUUAGCAUUUGUAACUUGUCUUGGUACUUAUUUUUAAUAUCACUUUCAGCUAUGGAUCAAUAGAGCUAUGGAUGGGAUGAUCCUAGGGGAUAUGAGCAACAAAAUUUCUAUAGUGGAGGUUAUCAAGAGCGGAAUACCUAUGUCGAGAGUCCUAUGCCUUGUUACAACCAAGCUUGUGCCUUGUGUAAUUCUCCGUGGCACUCACCUUUUGAAUGCUCUUUGAGAUUUGAGUAUCCGGAUUUUAUGCGAGAGUAUGAGUACAAGAUGGGGGUGUAUCAAGAGAUAUUUGUACCCAAAGCAUAUCCACAAGAGCAAGCUUUUGAGCCUAGGAAGCUAUCACUUGAAGAACAACUUGCUCAAUUGGAAGCCUCCAAUGCUCAAUUGCAAGCCUCCCAAGCUCAAUGUCUAGCCUCCCAAGCUCGGUUGCAUGCUAAAUUGGAAGCCUUUAAUGCUCAAUUGCAAGCUUCUCAAGAAAUGAUUUCACAUUCCAAUGAGCAACUUGAGCCUAGUUUUGCACAAGAGCCACCACUCACCAUUUGUCAUGACCAAGAUUCUUUCUUUGAUCAAGUGGAGCCUAAUUCAAGAGAAGGAGUAUAUUAUGAGCAUCAUGAGCAAGAGUUGCCUAUUCAAGAUCGAGAGGGUGAUGUUCAUGUACAAGAAAGUGAGCUUGGAUAUGAAAGUUCCAACACAAGUAGGGUGAGAGAUGACAUUUUGGAGGAAUCGGUGCAAUAUUGGAACUCCAAUUUUCACAAUGAAGAGGAGGUAUAUGAAGUUGAUUCCAAAGAAGAGGAUAGCUUGUUUAGUGAGGAGGAUGUGGAGCUUGAAGACUUACACCAUAUUCCCUUAAUUGUUGAGGCCGAUAUUCCCAAGGAGGAAGAGAGUCCUUCAACACCUUGUGAUAAUGAAGAAAUUGAAGAGCCAUUGACUCUCUCUCAUCCCACAUCCACGGAGAUCCAUCAUGAGCUUCCCAAGGUGGAGAGUAGAACGUUGAGCACUUAUGUACUUAAUAAGAAGAUUGAGCUUAAGGUACUUUUACCUCUCAAUCCACCAUUAAGUGGCCAAUGUUUCUACAAUGAGGUGAUGGAUUGGAAAGGAAGUGAAGCACUUGCACUCAACCUUUCCCAUCACACUCAAGAGCUUCUACCACCAAUUGUUCCUAUGAGCAUCAUUUCUACACCACUUUUGAAGGAGAGGGCAAGAUUGGCUCUUAGAAGAAAAAUUGAGAAGAGGAAGAUUAAGAAGCUGCACUUUUGGUCACCAAUUACAAUAUUUAUGGGUAGCUCUUGGCCUUGCCUCUAUGACAUGUCAAGGAGUCCCUUAGCCCCAAACAAUAGGGUGGUCGCACUUAAGAAGUAUCCACCUUGACAAAGAUCUCAUUCUAUGGACCGGCAAUGAAGUCCUUAAACAAAGCGCUCGCUAGGGAGACAACCUUAGCACAUCAUUGGUACUAAUUAUUUUGGUAGUUUUUAUUUGUCGUGAAUAAAGAAUUUUAGUCAUUUUUGGGUGGAUGGGAGGUGCCCGGAAUUGGAAAUGUGAAGGAGAACAAAUUUGGCAGUGAGCAGUUUCUGUCCAGAAAUUUCAGUUGAAUUUGGGUGACUAUAUCUUCCAUUUUACAUGCUAUUUUUGGCUGAAAUUUUCUGGGGAUAUUCUACUGUGUGUCUGCUAUCUUGUGCCAAAAUUUGAGCCAUUCUGAGUCUCUGAAACUUCAGUUAUUUGGUGGUCAAUAUGUGAAGGUCAAAACAGAGACAGCUACUGUAGAGUGACUUUGGGAAGCUACACCUUCUACAUCCCAAGCAAUUUGGAGCUAAAAUUUUUCAGAGAUGUGUCUUCACAUGUUCUCUAUAUACAGGAGAAACAGUUUUUGAUUUGAACCUUCCUAGCUUCAGAUAUAGUGUUCCAAGUGACAGAGGUCAGAAACAGGGCACAGCAGAAACUGUAGAACACAACAGUGAGUUUGGAGGCCAACGAUUUUUGACUCAGAAUUGAUUUUACAGUGAAAUUUUAAUAGAAGGUGUCUCGAUGAGUCUACUUUCAUUUUCAGUUGGUCUCACUCUCUUUUCACCUCUGGAGCCCAACUUAUUGCAGUUUUGGUGACUGAGGGUCAGCAGCAGAUUUCAUUACAAGCUGGCAACUUUGACCAUCUUUAUUUUUCAUCUCAGUUAGAUAUAGGUGGCUCACUUUAUAUGGAUAAUAAGUUCUCCAAGUCUACUUUCUAUUCCAUGAAGUCUCACUUAUUUAUCUAUUUCUGAGUUUGAGAUAUGGGUAUUUGAAGACAGAAUGGUCAUUGCUGGAAUUUCACUGCACUCACUAGUUUUUGUUCACUUAGGUGGUUGAACUUGUUGCACUUCAAUUCUUCAAUGGAGGCCAUUAUAGGGCAGUUUUGGGUGUAUUGGAGGUGACAAAGCCUAUGAUCUUAAUGGAGGACCUUUGUUCUUAUUCUUUGAUGGGAUAUUUGUGACGCAUUGCUCUUUGGACAUUAUAUUUUUCUCAAUGGAGUUGAUCUUUACAUGAGCAUCUUGAGCUAUUAUGGAGCAUACGUAAAGGAAGUCAAGGCCUUGUGCCUUGAGGUUGGUGUCUCAUUUUGGUCUUCUUCGAAGGUCAUGAGCAAUGGAGGGUCGACAAAUGGGGUUUUCCGUAUUUUUUCUCCGCAUUUAGAUUUUCAUUUUCGUAGUUAAUUUUUGUGCCUUUUCCCGGACUUCACUCUCAUGCCUAAAUCCGACAUGGAUUUAGCUUUCGAGCUCAUUUGACAACAUUGAGGACAAUGUUGGUUUUAAGUGUGGGGGUGAGGAAUCGGGCGCCCUAAAAAAAAAAUGAUUUUCCAUUUUUAGAUUAGCUUUUUGUAAUUAGAAUUUAGUGGUUAAUGCCUUUUCCAACCCCAAUGACGAGACAUGGACUUAACUUGUUAUGAUUGUGGAUAGAUUGAGCAUGAUCUAGGACUUUGAAUUUGUUUUGUGAUUAAUUGUAUAUGUGAUCUAUGCUUGAUUAUAUGUGUGCACAUAGCCUAUGUUAGGUUCGUUCAUCAUAGUUAGAGAAGCAUAUAGAUUAUUCGAUUUACUUGCAUGCCUUAUUUGUGAGCUUUUGAGCCUAAUAUCUAUAGUGUAUGUAUCGUUCAUUCACUUAUUCUUUCAUGUGUGUACAAUUUCAUGACAUUGCGUAUCUAGAACUUGCUUGAGACCUCUCGAGGCUACUUUUAGCUUGCGACAUGAUAGAAAGGAUCGAGGCAUUAGGACUAUAUACCACCAUGGCCAAAGAAGCAUGUGCCCAAAGAUAUUUACCACUAGAUUGCCACUUUGAGCCUAUUUAUAUAUUUAGCCUUUUUGUUCAUUACCACCACAUAUUCCUACCUAGCCUAUACACUCCUAUCCUACCAUUCCAUGAUAAUUGGUGAAGCGAUUCAAGAGAAUGACUUUAUGUUUGAGUGUUUCAAAAGAAAGAAAAAGUCAAAAGUGUAAGGUUACAAAAGAAUAAGUGUGAGGGUGAGUGAUAUUGUUUAGAAAAGAAAGUUUUGAAAGAAAAAAAAAAGUUGUUUGAAAAGAAAACAAAAAAAAAAAGGGUGAAAAAAAGAAGAAAGAAAAAAAAGAAAGAAAUAAAAAAAAGAAAGAGAAAGUCAAAUAGAAGAAAAUCCAAAAAUAGAAAGAAAGUAAAGUAUUGUGUAUAGUGUAGUGUGGGUUGUAUAUUGGGUUUAGAGCAAGUGAGUUAGCAUUCGAAAACAAAAGUCAUAUAUCUCUACAAGAGAGAGUUGCUUCACCGAUUUCUAUGAACUUUGUAUUUCCUUUAUCCUUCAUUUCUUAUAGCCACUUGCCCUUAGCCCUAUUACAACCAAAUAAAAGACCUCUUAAUCUUGAAUGUUGUGGGUUACCUAGCGGAGAUGAGAUCGAAGAGCAAGCAUAUGGCGGCGCAUGUUGUGAAAUUGCUUUUGAGUGAAACACAUAUAGCCCCUAAACACUUUAGCGGUAAUAUUUAGUGAACCUAUGUGAGUUUAGUGGGUUAUAUUGGGUCUUCUAUAUGCCUAUUUGAUUAUGGUGGAUUGAUUUGACACGUGGUCAAUACAUGCAUAUACUUGAGCAUUUCUCACAUGUGCAUCUUAAUUGCCUUAGAAAUUCAUAAGUCCUAUGUUGUGCUUUAUCAACUUUACAGUCAUAUACAUAAUUAGUUCUCUGAGGGUUAUGGUUGGAAAGGCUAAUA